ACGUAGCAUGUAGAUGCGAGAAGAUCGUAGUUCUACACAUAAAGUCACACCACCUGCCUCUUGAGUCAUUCUUUCGGAGAGUAGUUAAUGAUGCAUGGGAAACUCUUAGCUCUGAUUGCCUUCGUUGGAUUUGCUGCCUUCACCAAGGGCGUGGUGCCCAUAGCGGGACAAGGCAACCUACCUAUGGUUUCAAACAACCUCCGAGUUCCCGUUAACCUUCUCAACUACCUUUUCGGUUUGACUAGUCGCAACAACAACAACGGCAAUGGGCAGAGUGGAAGCAGUGGGAAUAGUCAAAGCCGUGCCAGGAGCGUGACUGGCAAUACCGCUGUUAGCACAGGGUCGGCAGGAGGAAGCGGCGGCACCGGGCAAAGCGCAGCCAUAAGUCGAUCUGGCGGAGGUUUCACACAAGGCAGUGCGUCUGGGGGUGCUCAAUCUGGCAGCAGGCGACAAAACAACGGGAACGGCGAUAAUUUCCGUGACAACGGUAACGGGAAUGGUUUCCGUGACAACGGUAACGGGAAUGGCUUUCGCGACAACGGAAAUGGCAAUGGUUUCCGUGACAACGGAAACGGGAAUGGUAAUAGUUUUGAUAACGGCAACGGGCCGGUACGAGUAAGUGGUGCAAGUAGUCAAAGUAGAGCAAGUGGAGGGACAACUCGUGUUUCUAGCCCCACUCAGAGCCGGGGUGGUACCAGUGGGAGUAGUUUCCGUGAUAACGGUAAUGGCAAUGGUUUCCGUGACAACGGCAAUGGGAAUGGCUUCCGUGACAACGGCAAUGGUAAUGGCCACGACAAUGGUUUUGAUAACGGAAACGGGCCUCUACCAGUAGCUGGCGCAAGCCAAAGUAGAACAAGUGGAGGGACAACUCGUGUUUCUAGUCCCACUCAGAGCCGGGGUGGUACCAGUGGGAGUGGUUUCCGUGACAACGGCAAUGGCAAUGGCUUCCGUGACAACGGCAAUGACAAUGGCUUCCAUGACAACGGAAAUGGGAAUGGCAACGACAAUGGUUUUGAUAACGGCAACGGACCUGUACGAGUAGGUGUUGCAAGCCAAAGCAGAACAAGUGGAGGGACAACUCGUGUAUCCAGCUCCACUCAAAGCCGGGGUGGUACCAGUAGGAGUGGUUUCCGUGACAACGGCAAUGACAAUGGCUUUCAUGACAACGGAAAUGGGAAUGGCAACGACAAUGGUUUUGAUAACGGCAACGGACCUGUACGAGUAAGUGGGACAAGCCAAAGCAGAACAAUUGGAGGGACAACUCGUGUAUCCAGCUCCACUCAAAGCCGGGGUGGUACCAGUGGGAGUGGGUUUCGUGACAACGACAAUGGAAACCAUGACAACGGAAAUGGAAACCAUGACAAUGGUAAUGGUUUCUUCCACUUCGAUAAUGACAAUGGUAGUUCAGUUUUUUACGAGGCAUUCUUGAACUUCUGUCUCUGUAGCUAUGUGCGCCAGUUGUAUCCCUGCUCCAACCGACUGCAGUUCCCAGUAUUAUGUGAGGGUACCGUUGACUGCCCGCCAAGAGGCUACAAAUGUGUUGGUCUGCCUUCUAUGCUGACUGCCAGAGCGGCCGCAGCCUCGGGUAACGCGCCGGCUAGGCCCUGAGUGAGCCAACGUCGACCCAGUGUCGUCCAAUGUAGAUCCAUUGUCAGUGUCUCCUACUAUUUGGCAAUUCGUAAUGAAAUCUUGUUAUCAGAGAAAGGUAUCUUAAGUGAACAUAACUUUAUAAAGGGGCAAAAAAUGAUAUCAUCAAAAAUACCAUGAAAUUCCACGUAAUAUUACGCCAAUUCGCGAUAUUUAUGUUAAAAGCGGGCGAUCCCUCUUAAACCUUGCUUUUAAGAUUAAAGACGAAUCUCUUUUAAAUGCAGCUUUUGUACAUCAUAUAGCCUUAACUGUAUCAGAGAAAUGGUUUUCCGGAAAAUAGUGAAAUAAAUUAUAAUACAUGUAUAUAGGCCAUGCUAUAAUGAAAUAUCUUAUUUAAGUAUAUUAGUCCCCUAGCCCAAGAUGUGUUGAUGAGGUACCUUUUCACAUAGCAAAGCAAAAGAAGUGGACUUGGAAAUUUGAACUUUAUGUUGACAUUGUUCUUAAUCGCAUCAAAUAACCUAUAUUUAUCUAAAUGUCUGGAAUUAUAAAAUAAUAUUUGGUGAUAUAUAUAUCUCAUUUAGACGUAAAUCAUCUGUUAGCUUUUGCAAGUCAAAUAAAUGCAUUGGAUGUUAGUCCGUUCCUGUAUUCCUUUUUACAAA
Molecule: messenger RNA, 2246 nt
Organism: Lingula anatina
Lineage: Eukaryota; Metazoa; Brachiopoda; Lingulata; Lingulida; Lingulidae
Source: RefSeq, a predicted model, not a curated record